AUGGUUGGGAAUCUUAUCUCAAUACAUAUCACACUUCAAGAUAUAAAUAUUAGUGAACGAUUCCAGGCUCUAAUAUCUCCAGUAAUACUACCACGACCUUUUAUAAGUGUGCAGAUCUUGCAACAUCUUCGUACUUUCAAAGCUCAAAUUCCUAUGACAGAUCCAGGAAGGGAAUCAAUAAGAGGAUUGUAUUAUCUGAGUUAUUUGAAUGAUAAUAUGCUUUUAGGCCGUGUUGUUGGUGGAUAUGAUGUAUUUGUGUUUACAAGAGCCCAAUCACUUUACUAAUGAUCAUUGAUCAAUAAGUAGUUCAAGAGUUGUACUGCUUGACAACAAUAUAACAGUAACACUCCAUGAGCCACAGUUACAAAACAUAUGAAGAAGAAGAAACAUAUUAGAAGCCUUAAAGCCCACAAUGGAUUCUUCUCAAUGUUAUUGUUGUAUAAUAUUAUUUGAUCUUGCUACUUUUUUGGGGAAGGGGAGGGAAUGUUGUAAAUUUUUUUUGUAUCUACUCGAUUUCACUUUCAUUAGUGUAUAUUGAUAUUGAUAUAAUGUAACUUUUGAUAUCAAAUGUCGAGAUGAUGAUAGUUCAAUUGAAUUUUAGUUUAUAACAAGUAGUUCAUGACACUUGAAAUCUUAUCCUUGGGAUUUAAUUUGCCUAAUAUAUAAAUUAAGUUGUUCGGUUCUAUUGAAAAUAAAUUGGAAUUUGAUGGUGUAAGUUACAUGAUAAUAUACUUAUAUGACUAGGGUUUUGAGGUAAAAUAACAACAAUAGUCAGCAAUAACAACAUAAUCUCCAAAUAAUAAUAAUAUUUAACUGUUUAUCAACCAAUAA
Molecule: messenger RNA, 831 nt
Organism: Vicia villosa (hairy vetch)
Lineage: Eukaryota; Viridiplantae; Streptophyta; Magnoliopsida; Fabales; Fabaceae
Product: probable plastid-lipid-associated protein 10, chloroplastic
Exons: 4
Coding region: 1-285 (94 amino acids)
Source: RefSeq, a predicted model, not a curated record